Messenger RNA from Pecten maximus, 906 nucleotides. RefSeq names its product proline-rich extensin-like protein EPR1. Lineage: Eukaryota; Metazoa; Mollusca; Bivalvia; Pectinida; Pectinidae. The transcript has a single exon. The coding region runs from base 1 to 906 and encodes 301 amino acids. The record is from RefSeq and is a predicted model, not a curated record.
AUGACAACAGGACCAAUGUCUCAACCACCUAGAAGGACAACAGGACCAAUGUCUCGACCACCUAGAAGGACAACAGGGCCAAUGUCCCAACCCCCUACAAGGACAACAGGACUAAUGUCUCAACCUCCUAGAAGGACAACAGGGCCAAUGUCUCGACCUCCUAGAAGGACAACAGGACCAAUGUCUCGACCUCCUAGAAUGACAACAGGACCAAUGUCUCAACCACCUAGAAGGACAACAGGACCAAUGUCCCAACCUCCUACAAGGACAACAGGACCAAUGUCUCGACCUCCUAGAAGGACAACAGGACCAAUGUCUCGACCUCCUAGGACAACAGGACCAAUGUCCCAACCCCCUACAAGGACAACAGGACCAAUGGCUCAACCUUCUAGAAGGACAACAGGACCAAUGUCCCAACCUCCUAGAAGGACAACAGGACCAAUGUCUCAACCUCCUAGGACAACAGGACCAAUGUCUCAACCUCCUAGAAGGACAACAGGACCAAUGUCUCAACCACCUAGAAGGACAACAGGACCAAUGUCCCAACCUCCUACAAGGACAACAGGACCAAUGUCUCGACCUCCUAGAAGGACAACAGGACCAAUGUCUCGACCUCCUAGGACAACAGGACCAAUGUCCCAACCCCCUACAAGGACAACAGGACCAAUGGCUCAACCUCCUAGAAGGACAACAGGACCAAUGUCCCAACCUCCUAGAAGGACAACAGGACCAAUGUCUCAACCUCCUAGGACAACAGGACCAAUGUCUCAACCUCCUAGAAGGACAACAGGACCAAUGUCUCAACCACCUAGAAGGACAACAGGACCAAUGUCCCAACCUCCUAGAAGGACAACAGGACUAAUGUCUCAACCUCCUAGAAUGACAACAGGACCAAUGACAUCCUAG